AUGCAUUCUUGGGACUCCAUAUCAAUGAUUGCCACCUCUGGCAUGGACAUCAGCACUCUAGCACUUGGUCGGCAGGAUGCUGUCACCCAACACAGUAAGGCGCGAUCCCUGAAGCACAACAUCGACUUUGAUGACUCGGUAUCCCCUCAAAAGCGACGUAUCCUGGAAUCCUAUUCUGUAGGCGACAUAUGCCAGGUUAUCCUGCAAUCCUAUUCCACAGGCAACAUACGCCAAGUUGCUAUGAAUUUGCAACCCAGAUCUAUAAAUUGUUGCACCACCGCCUUUACAAGCCCCGCAGCCAAACAUUUGUACAGGGAGGCAUCUGACAUAUUCUUGAAGCAUAAAGCAGAUGCUCAACUAGAACCCUUUUCAAUCAAGCGCAUAGAGCUUUAUGAGCCUUGUAACACCACGGCAUUCAUUUGGUCCCUGCCCGCGGAAAUCCUCAUUCUUAUUGUUACUUUUCUAGGAGCACAAGAUAUGCGCUAUGUUGCGCAAAGUCUUUCCCUUUCGGCAAUGAUUUGGCCAGGCACUCAUUCAGCAGUCCGCAUCAAUCACUUGGCGAUUGACUCCUCAGAUGCUGCAGGAUCAUCCUCUGCCCCUGCAGGAGAUGCAUUGGCGUUAUCUGUGGUGUGGAUCGAAGCCUUUCCUGAAGUCAAACAUGUCAGUAUAAUUGCAGCUGCUGAUGUUGAAGUGUCUGUAAAACUGCAGAGUCCUGAGCGCUCCUCGUAA
Molecule: messenger RNA, 729 nt
Organism: Suillus paluster
Lineage: Eukaryota; Fungi; Basidiomycota; Agaricomycetes; Boletales; Suillaceae
Exons: 6
Coding region: 1-729 (242 amino acids)
Source: RefSeq, a predicted model, not a curated record